AUGGCUCCUAAGGACAAUCAGCCCUACGAUCCCGCCCCUCCUAUUCCUACCUACGAUGAAGCUAUCGCCGGUGGCAGCCACCAGCCGACCCGCCGCCCGUCUCUAUCGUCCCCAUACGACGACCCUUCGAAUCUCGAGUUCGAGUCCCAAAGCCUGUUGAAUCACGGCGCACCGUUCCACCCCGCCAAUGACGCGCCGCCAUCAUCCACCCGUCCUCUGCGGCGACCAGGUGGCUACCGACCACCUACUGUCGAGACAGAUGACGAAUACUCCGACUCCGAAGACGGUGGAGAGGAGGACCAUGUGCGGAGGGAGAUGCAAGAGCUGGAGAUAGACGAUGAUGCGAGCACCAGAUCCUCCAUAUGGACCAAGAGGAUGCCAUUCUCAUUAUCACUGCCUCGUUGGAAGUCUUGGCGCUGGCGACUACCAAGUCUACCAUCCAUCAGGCUAGGCGAGCAGCAGCAAGACGGCAGCAGCGGUGAGAGUCCUGGCUCGCGACGGCGAUGCACGCCCGAUAUGAACUCCACCGCCACCUUCAUCAUGGUUGGUCGCGUGUUUGCUAUUCUUCUCAUCAUGGGCUUCCUCUAUCUGCUCUUCAUGAGCGAUCUCUUCUCCAACAUGGCACGACGACUUGGGGGCGGCCAGAUGUUCGAUCCGGAAAGUGUGCGCAUCCACGUCCAGGGCAGCGUCGAUAAGGACCGCAUACGCGAGAACCUGAAACACUUCACUUCCUACGCUCAUGUUGCCGGUUCCGAGGGCGAUUAUGCCCUGGCAAUGGAUACAAAGAACCUCUUCGUCAAGUAUGGGCUGGAGGACGUCACCGUGGACGAGUACUAUGUCUAUCUCAACUACCCCAAACCCGAUGGUCGCGCAGUACAGAUCCUCGACGGGAGCGGCAAGCCGACCUGGACCGCUCAGCUCGAGGAGGGUGAUCCAGGCGAGGAGAAGGUCGGCCACCAGACCUUUGCCUUCCACGGACACUCGAAAAGUGGCGACGUCAAGGGCCCGCUGAUCUACGCCAACUAUGGAUCCCGCGAAGACUUCAAGAGGCUCUAUGAUAGCGGGAUUGACACGAAGGGCGCCAUCGCUCUCGUCAAGUACUACGGAACCGAAGGCGACCGCGCCCUCAAGAUCAAGGCCGCUGAGCUGGCAGGCUUUGCCGGCUGCAUCAUCUACAGCGACCCCAAGGAUGAUGGCUUCUUGCGAGGCGAUGUGGCACCGAAUGGCCGGUUCAUGCCCUCCGACGGCGUCCAGCGUGGCGGCGUCAGUCUUAUGAGCUGGGUCGUUGGCGACGUGUUGACACCGGGAUGGGAGAGCAAGCAGGGUCUGCCGAGGAUGAAGCCGGAGCAGACCACGGGCCUCGUUCAGAUCCCUAGUCUGCCCCUGGCCUGGCGUGACGCCCAGGUCCUCCUGCAGCAUAUCAAGGGCUUCGGUCAACCGUGCCCCGACGAGUGGGUCGGUGGCGUCCCUGAUGUUGGCGAGUGGUGGACGGGCAACCUCUCUGGACCGAUUGUACGCCUCAAGAACGAACAGGACGAGAACACUCAGCAGCCCAUCUGGAACGUAUACGGCCGCAUUGUGGGGGUCGAGCAGCCGGACAAGUCUAUCAUUAUUGGCAACCACCGAGAUGCUUGGUCAUACGGCGCCACCGACCCUGGCUCAGGCAGUGCCAUUAUGUUGGAGAUGGUUCGCAUAUUCGGCGACCUCGUCGAACGGGGCUGGAGGCCACAGCGAACCAUCGAGUUCAUGUCUUGGGACGCCGAGGAAUACAACCUGAUUGGAUCGACCGAAUUUGUCGAGAACAACCUUGAUGGGCUGCGCCGCGAUGGCUACGUCUACAUCAACAUCGAUACCCCGAUUGCCGGAGAUGAAUUCCAUGCCUCUGGCUCUCCUGUCUUCCAGAAGAUCCUUUAUCGCGUCAUCGACCGAGUCUACGAUCCGAUCCAUAAUACAACGUUGCGCGAACUAUGGGAUCGUCGUGGUGCGGAAAUCGAGGGCUUGGGUGCCGGCUCCGACUACGUCGCGUUCCAGGAUAUUGCUGGCGUGUCAUCCCUCGACUUGUUCUUUGAUGAGCCCGGUGGCCCCUUCCACCCUUAUCACUCCAAUUAUGACAACUUCGAAUGGAUGGACACGGUCGGCGAUCCCGGCUUCACGUAUCACGGCAUGAUGGCCGAGCUUCUAGGCCUGCUCAUUCUAGAGCUGUCCGACCGGCCUCUGCUUCCCUUUGAUAUGGCUGCCUACGCCAACGCUCUUUACAAGUGGACCAACGAGUUAUCUGACUGGACUGACCACAAGGGGGCCAACCAGGACGGUCAAACGCCACUGGACUUGAACGUCUUGAAGAAGGCCGUCUUGGAGGUGAUUGAGGCAGUGGCGUCGUUCCAGGACUGGGAACAUAUCUGGCAGAACAGUGUACUGGCGGCGAAUGGAUGGGAGCCCAUCCGACUGGGUUCCAAGAGGUGCGAGUUCAACAACAUCAUGUCGCAAUUUGAGACGGGACUCCUUGACGUGGAACAGGGAGGUGGUAUCCCCAACCGCACACAGUUCCGACAUGUCGUAUUCGGCCCACAGCUCUGGUCCGGCUACGAUGAGGCUUUUUUCCCGGCCAUCCGCGACGUCGUCGAGUCUGGCAACUGGACACUGGCCAACCUCACAGUCGCGAAGACGGCGCGCAUCAUCCGGGACGCAACCGUGCCACUCAAGACAUGGCAGGGCUGA
Cryphonectria parasitica EP155 is the source of this 2718-nucleotide messenger RNA. RefSeq names its product Zn-dependent exopeptidase. NCBI's taxonomy places the organism in Eukaryota, Fungi, Ascomycota, Sordariomycetes, Diaporthales, Cryphonectriaceae. The record is from RefSeq and is a predicted model, not a curated record. Bases 1 to 2718 code for a protein of 905 amino acids. Gene Ontology annotation, molecular function: carboxypeptidase activity. The transcript has 2 exons.